Sungouiella intermedia is the source of this 3654-nucleotide messenger RNA. NCBI's taxonomy places the organism in Eukaryota, Fungi, Ascomycota, Pichiomycetes, Serinales, Metschnikowiaceae. The record is from the annotation of a GenBank genome assembly.
AUGCUACCGAACGACGAUUCGCUCUAUCUCUAUAACCUAACACUACGAUCAUCUUCACUGGCGCCAAAAUCCAUUGUGGGCCAGUUUUCAGGCCAGAAAAAGUCUCAGGAAUUGGUGCUUGCAACAUCCACCACCAUUGAGCUUUACAGACCUAAUACCGAAACCGGAAAAGUUAUGAAAGUAAUGGCACAGACCUCUUUCGCAAAUUUACAGAAUAUAGAGAAGAUCCGCUUGGUAGGCACCCACAAGGACUUGUUGGUGGUCACAUCGGAUUCUGGAAAGAUCGUGGUGGCAGAAUACAAAGAAUCCAUUUCGAUGUUUGUUCCGCUAGUACAAGAGCCACACUCUAAAAACGGUUUACUGAAACUCAAUCCAGGUGAAUACCUCAGUGUAAAUCCAAAAAAUCGGGCACUUAUGGUGGCUGCCAUAGAGCGCAAUAAGCUAGUAUAUAAGGUGGAGAUGGAGAAUGCAGCAGGACUCUUGGAGUUGCUGUCUCCACUCGAAGUAUCGUCCAAGAACACGCUUACGUUACUGAUAUGUGCAUUAGACACGGGAUACGAUAAUCCUCUUUGGGCAGCCAUUGAGGUAGACUACAGUCAAUACCUGAAUAGGCAUUACGAUCCAAACUCGUCUCCGCUUCUUCUCAAUUACUACGAGUUAGACCAGGGUCUUAACCACGUUGUUGUGAAGCGAAGCAAGCCCGACUUGCCAGCUUCAGCGACGUUGCUUGUGCCACUUCCGGGCCACAUUGGCGGAAUACUCAUCUGUUGUGAGUCUUACCUCAUAUAUGAGCGAGAAAUCGGCGGAGAUCGCAUCUACCUCCCUCUUCCGGUGAGAGAGAAGACUUCUAAGACAGUUAUUGUUGAUUCGUUCUUGCAUACUCUCAAAAAAGACGACUUCUUCAUCUUGCUUCAAAGCUCCAUUGGCGAUCUAUUCAAGGUUACUAUGGACUAUGACUCAGAUGCAAAGGCCAUUGACAAGAUGUAUGCCACAUAUUUUGACUCCAUUUCGGCAUGCAACAGUAUCAAUGUGCUCAAAAGCGGAUUCUUAUUUGCCAACACCACAGACAACAAUAAGUUAUUCUACCAGUUUGAAAAACUUGGCGAAAACAACGAAACAACGUUAGCCUCUGUUUCCAGUGAAGACCUCUUGGAACCUCCAGAACCUUUCAAGCCGCAGGGUCUCCAGAAUUUGGCCUUGGUGGACAUUAUGGAGUCUUUGACCCCAUUGGUGGAUGGUGUAUUAUUUGAGAGAGCUUCCAAAGAGUCCUCUGAUCUGCUCAAGCAGCUUGUAACGCUAUCUUCCCACUCAUACAUGAAAAUUUUGACUUAUGGUCUUCCAGCGACAGAGUUGGUGUCGCUGCCUUUGCCUAUAGUGCCUACCAAUAUUUUCACCACGAAAGUAACCUCAAGCUCACCCAACGAUGACUACUUGGUUCUCACCACGUCACUUGAUUCCAAGACUUUAGUUCUUUCUAUUGGCGAGGUUGUAGAAGAGGUCAACGACUCGGGAUUUGUGGUGGACCAGCAGACUUUGGCUGUUCAGCAAGUUGGAAAGCAUUCAAUAGUACAGAUCCACGGCAACGGGAUUCGUCAUGUGCAUCAUAUCCUCGGUGAAGACGGAGAAGUGACUUCAAAGAAGAAGACUGACUGGUUUCCUCCUGCUGGAAUCUCCGUCUUGCAAGCAAGCACAAACAGUGAACAGAUCAUCAUUGGAUUAUCCAACCGAGAGGUUUGCUACUUCGAGAUCGACUCUUUGGAUGACCAGCUUGUUGAGUACCAGGAUAAAUUAGAGGUUUCGGAAGGUUCCAUUACUGCACUUUGCCUUGCAUCCAACUUCAUUGGGGAAGUAAAGGGAAGAAGCAGCUUUGCCAUCAUUGCUUCGUCAGAUGAGACCAUCCAGGUGAUUUCGCUUCUACACCACAAUUGCUUUGACGUCUUGAGUAUCCAGGCUCUCUCUGCAAACUGCUCUUCCUUGUUGAUGUUGCCCAUGGACAAAGAUACACUAUAUGUUCACAUGGGACUUUCCAAUGGUAUCUAUGCUCGGGUAAACAUUGAUGUGAUCUCUGGGAAGUUGAGUGAUACGCGACUCAAAUACUUGGGCACCAAGCCUGUUCAGCUUCGAAGCGUUUCCUUGCCAGGACUUAAACAAUCAGCAAUUUUGCUUAUCAGUUCCCGACCCUGGCUAGGAUUUUUCAAUUUCAACACUGCUUUUCGUCUUACUCCGCUUCUUGGAACCGAUAUCCAGAGUGGAACUUCCUUUUACUCGGAGGACAUAGGUACCGAGAGUAUUGUGGGUAUCAGUAAUGGAGAUUUAACUAUUCUCACGGUUGGAAAUGAUGAUUCGGGGGGCUUUAAUGUUAACAAUGAGUUCAGCACUGAGCUGAUAAAGCUACGGUAUUCACCUCGAAAGCAGAUUAAGGAUUCCAAGUCCAGCACAUUUUUUGUUGUGGAAUCGGAAUUCGGAACUGUCUCUCCAUAUUCCACCAACUCUGAUGUGGACUCUGACUACUACGACGCAUUUGGAUACGAAAGAAAGCACAAUUCGUGGGCUUCUUGUUUACAAGUGGUGGACAUAUCACAGUCUGAAGUCACUCAGACGAUGGAAUUUGAUAAUAACGAAUGCGUCACGUCUAUCUGUCAAGCCAAACUUGGAGAGUUUGAUUAUGUGGUUGUUGGAACUUCAGUUAACCAGACAUUUCUACCUCCAUCUUCCACAGGCAGCUUCCUCUACACUUUUUCUGUCCAUAGACCCAAAGAUGGCAGCGUGUCUAUUGAACUCGUUCAUAAGACAACUGUUGACAGUGCUCCAAGUGCGCUUGUUGCUUUCAACGGCAAGGUUUUGGCAUGCGUGGGCAACCAAUUGCGUCUCUACGAACUUGGAAAGAAGCAGCUACUUCGUAAAUCUUCUACAGAUAUUGACUACUUGCGCCGAGUCACCAAAGUAGUCCAUAUUGGCGGAGAUGUGAUUUUGGUUGGAGAUUCCAGCGAAUCGGUGUCGUAUCUCAAGUUUGAGGCCCGAAACAACGCUUUCUCGCCGUUUUGCAAUGAUGUUAUGAGAAGGCAAAUAACCUCACUAGAGUCACUCGACAACAGGACUGUCAUUGGUGGCGAUAAGUUCGGAAAUAUCUUUGUGAGCAGAAUUCCGUCCGAGACAGCUGAGCAGUUGACAGAUAACGUUGUGGUGAACAACCAAGAAAGUUUUCUAGGAGCUUCUGGUGCUAGACUCUCAACAGUAUGUGAGUUCUACGUGGGGGACAUAAUCACUUCUUUCCAAAAGGGUACUUUCGUGUUGAAUGGAACAGAAAGCAUAAUCUACACUGGAAUCGAGGGUACAGUUGGCCUCUUGGUUCCUGUAGCAACAAAACACGAGACAGAAUUCUUAUUGAAGUUGGAGACUCUUCUUCGUAAACACUUUGACAUAAGUUUCGAGGAAUUUGGCUCUGGGAAAUAUACUCCAAGUGUUGUUGGCAGAGAGCACCUGAAAUUUCGUGGAUACUACAACCCGGUUAAGAACGUCAUUGAUGGGGACUAUGUGGAAAAGUUUUACGAUCUCGACUCAGCAACGAAAAUCAAGUUAGCUGGACAACUCGACAGAACGCCAAAGGAAGUGGAGCGCAAGAUUUAUGACUUACGUAAUAGAGCAGCAUUCUGA